Rhopilema esculentum is the source of this 456-nucleotide messenger RNA. Lineage: Eukaryota; Metazoa; Cnidaria; Scyphozoa; Rhizostomeae; Rhizostomatidae. The record is from RefSeq and is a predicted model, not a curated record.
UGGUAAACAAAAAUCGGUAUAAAAAUAGGCACAAAAAGUGUUUCAUUCAAUUGCCAGUUUUUAGUCGAGAGAAUUUUCUAAAGAUGGCAGCUCUUUCUUGGCUUCUACUCAGCUUUUGUGCUGCUGCAGCUUUUUGCAGCGAACCCAUGGAAAAUUCAGGCAUGUUUGAAGGUGACAUGAUCCUUACUGAGGAGCAGAAGCAAGAUUUCCUUUACGGUUCUCCCAACUACCAGAUUCCACUUGCAGCCACAAAGACAAACUUGUGGCCUACCACGAUUCCAUACAGUAUGGACUCUUCUAUUGCUUCGUCGUCAACGGCUAUGUCAGCAAUCAACGCAGCAAUUGCCGACUACCAGAGGCUAACCUGUUUGAGGUUCGUGAGAAGAACCAACGAACCUGGCUAUCUCCACUUUUACAAGGGAGGAGGGUAAGAGUGGGUUUUUCAUGAUUUUGUUU